Sphaerodactylus townsendi is the source of this 5428-nucleotide messenger RNA. RefSeq names its product calpain 11 (gene CAPN11). Gene Ontology annotation, biological process: proteolysis. The record is from RefSeq and is a predicted model, not a curated record. Gene Ontology annotation, cellular component: cytoplasm. NCBI's taxonomy places the organism in Eukaryota, Metazoa, Chordata, Lepidosauria, Squamata, Sphaerodactylidae. The coding region runs from base 382 to 2499 and encodes 705 amino acids. Gene Ontology annotation, molecular function: calcium ion binding; calcium-dependent cysteine-type endopeptidase activity. The transcript is spliced from 22 exons.
GCGUGGGACGCCUCCAAAUGGAUCUGCUGCGGAGAGAACGGGGUCGCUUCGGAGCAGGGAGGAACCCCCCGAGACGCGACUCCUCCGACGCCUUUAACACUCCCGCCCAUCCCCCUCGCCACGGCUCAAUCUGAGCCGCAUAUGCAUAUCCUGCCAGGCCAAACCCCACCUUCCUGGUGCGGAGCCGGCAAGGGCGGCUGCUCGGCUCAAACUCUGCGGCGGCGAGCGGUGGCAGGCAGCAGGGCGUAGGGAGGGGACCUUUUCGCUGUGCUGCUGCUGCUACCCUGCCGAUAGAGAAGCGGAGCUCUGGCCUUAUACAGGCGCUCCGCAAGGCGAAAGAACUGCUGAGGCUUCUGUUGCCAGUGCCCAGCUGGCCAUAUCAUGAUCAGUUUUGGAGGAAUUGCUGCCAAACUGGAGAGGAACCGUUUGCGGGCAGAAGGAGUGGGCGACCACCACAAUGCUGUUAAAUACCUUGGCCAGAAUUACGAGUCUCUGAAACAAGAGUGUUUGGAAGGUGGCACUUUAUUUGAAGAUCCCCAAUUUCCUGCCAUCCCCUCAGUUCUUGGCUUCAAGGAACUGGGACCUGCUUCUGGCAAAACCCGUGGAGUGCGCUGGAUGCGCCCAUCGGAAAUUGUAGAUGAUCCUCAAUUCAUUGUUGGAGGUGCUACAAGGACAGAUAUCUGCCAAGGAGCGUUAGGUGAUUGUUGGUUGCUGGCUGCUAUUGGCUCCCUGACACUCAAUGAGGAACUCCUGCACCGUGUUGUACCUCAUGGGCAGAGCUUUCAGGAAGACUAUGCUGGCAUCUUCCACUUCCAGAUCUGGCAAUUUGGCGAAUGGAUGGAUGUGGUAAUCGAUGAUCGACUACCAACCAAGGAUGGAGAGCUGGUAUUUGUGCACUCUGCAGAAUGUCAAGAGUUUUGGAGUGCUCUGCUGGAAAAGGCCUAUGCUAAGUUGAAUGGCUCUUAUGAGGCCCUAUCAGGGGGCAGCACCACUGAGGGCUUUGAAGACUUCACAGGUGGUGUGGCAGAAAUGUAUGACCUCAAGCGACCCCCUAGCAACCUAUCCAAGAUCAUCUGCAAAGCUCUUGAGAGGGGAUCUUUGCUUGGCUGCUCCAUUGAUAUCACAAGUGCCUUUGACAUGGAAGCAGUUACCUUCAAGAAACUAGUCAAGGGUCAUGCUUACUCUGUCACGGGAUUUAGGAAUGUGGAGUAUCGUGGCCGUCAAGAACAGCUGAUUCGCAUAAGGAAUCCUUGGGGACAGGUGGAGUGGACUGGAGCUUGGAGUGACAACUCUUCAGAGUGGAAUGAAGUAGACCCUGAUCAGAAUGAGGAACUUCGAUUAAAAAUGGAGGAUGGUGAAUUUUGGAUGUCUUUCCGAGACUUCAUGCGUGAGUUCUCUAGGCUGGAGAUCUGUAACCUCUCCCCAGAUGCUCUGACUAAGGAUGACAUGAGCAAAUGGCACACCACUCUGUUUGAGGGAGGUUGGCGCCGUGGCAGUACAGCUGGGGGCUGCAGGAACCAUCCAGCCACCUUCUGGGUUAAUCCACAGUUCAAAAUCAAACUCUUGGAAGAGGAUGAUGACCCAGAUGAUGAUGAGUUAGCUUGCAGUUUCUUAGUGGCUUUAAUGCAGAAACACCGGCGAAAAGAGCGCCAAGCUGGAGGAGAUAUGCACACCAUUGGAUUUGCAGUCUAUGAGGUUCCUGAUGAGUUCCAAGGAUGCCAGAGUGUUCACUUGAAGAAGGAUUUCUUCUUGAGGAACCAGUCUCGGGCACGAUCAGAGACCUUUAUCAACCUGCGAGAGGUGAGCAACCACAUCCGCCUGCCCCCUGGCGAGUACAUCAUAGUGCCCUCUACAUUUGAACCCAAUAAAGAAGCAGACUUCGUCCUGCGCGUCUUCACUGAGAAGCAGUCGGACACACAGGAGUUGGAUGAGGAGAUCUCAGCAGAUUUGCCUGAUGAGGAGGAAAUCUCUGAGGAUGAUGUGGAUGAAAACUUUCGGAACAUGUUCCGGCAGCUUGCAGGAGAUGAUAUGGAAAUCAGUGUGUUUGAGCUCCGGACUAUCCUGAACAGAGUUGUUUCCAGGCACAAAGACUUGAAGACAGAUGGGUUCAGCAUGGAUUCCUGCCGCAGUAUGGUCAACUUGAUGGACAAAGAUGGCAGUGCUCGCCUGGGCAUUGUAGAGUUUCAGAUUUUGUGGAACAAGAUCAGGGCCUGGCUGAACAUCUUUCGCCAGCAUGACAUUGACAAGUCAGGCACUAUGAGCGCUUAUGAGAUGCGUCUGGCUCUGGAAUCAGCUGGCUUCAAACUGGACAACAAGCUGAACCAAGUGCUGGUGGCCCGUUACGCUGAUGAGUCACUGGGUGUGGACUUUGAUAACUUUGUCUGCUGUUUAGUCAAGUUGGAGACAAUGUUCAGAUUCUUCCAAAGUAUGGAUCCUGAAGGCACUGGGGUUGCUGAGAUGAAUCUUGGUGAGUGGCUGACAUUCACAAUGUGCGGCUAAAGCAGAGAUGGAGCUAGCUGAGAAGACACCAUUGAACUGGGCUGCCCCAAGUGCCUCCGUCACAUCAGGCUGAUCAACAUAGAAAUUAAACCAUCAUCCAGCUUCCCUUCUAACCCUCCUAUGCUGAGCCCACAGAGUGCUUCCUUCCUUCCCGACUUCAAGCAUUUCAGUACCCCUGGAUUAAGCUCCCCCACGAUCACCUGUUCCGGAACUAAAGUUCCUUUAGGAAGCAGGGCAGAGAGAGGCAGCUGUUUCUUGCUGGUAGUGUGGUUUGUGAGCUGGGCAAAGAUGUGAGAGGGGCACGUAUGCAUGGUGGGGGUCACUGCAUGCCAGCUGUAGUGUAGUUGCACUUGUCAGAGGGGCAUCUACCCUCAAAGCAGAAGAGGUGGGGCUGUGUUGCUUUCUCUCCCUCCUCCCUGGCCAGUGCUGCUGAUCUGGAUCCUGCAAGGAAACCUUGCUUUCUCUCCUUGAUGGGCAUUGCAACAAGCACUGCUUUGCUAUUUUUCUAGUAAGUUAACUCAAUAGCAGAUUAAAUAGGGACCUGUAUCCUUAGUAUAGCUGUUGGUGUGCAGUGUGAAGUAAUAGAGUGGCCAAGAGGGUGGUGUGACCAUAUUCAGAUUCCUGCCUCUUUCAGGUCACCUGCUUAAGGCUCCCAAAAUCUAGUGAGUUCUAUAUAAAAAAUUGGUUGCUUUGAUUCAAAACUCACUGCCUUCUUCUUAAGUCAUGCCCAGUUAUGUAAGUUACUGAUAAGAUUCCCUCCCCCUCCCCUCCACCCCAAAAAAUCAUGAAGACAGGUAGGGAGAAUGUUUCAGCACUAGUGGCCAUGUUAAGAGGAGGAGAAAAUAGCUUUUCAAAAUCAGACAGGAGACAAAAUGAUCAGGAAAAUUCUACUGGGGCAAUGCCUGCUUGUUCCUAAACUGCUCAGUCUCUGUUUGGUGUUAACUUCCACAAUCAAUUGGUGGGACUAAAAGGAAACAGCUGUGAAAGCCUUCAAACAGAAACCUGUGGUCUCUCAGUGGCUCUAUGUCAUACACAUAAAGAGCAAUCCUAAGCAAGUCUACUCAGAUGUCAGUCCCUUUUUUUAAUCAGUGGGACUUAAUCCCAGGAAAGUGUUUUUAGGAUUGUAGCUGUAGUGCCAGCCACUGUCUAUAUGGGUUUGAUUCCCCACUCCUCUACCUGUGGCAGGUUUGAGAAUCGGGUUUGAUUCCCCAUUCCUCCACUUGAGUGGCAGAGGCUUUGUCUGGUGAACCAGAUGUGUUUCCGCACUCCUACAUUCCUGCUGGAUGACUUUUAGGUAGUCACAGUUCUUUCUGAACUCUCUUAGCCUCAUCUACCUCACAAAGGUGGGAUAUAAAUCUAAACUCUUCUUCUACGGAGGUUAUCUCGGUCCAGUUAUUGCAGCUCCUACCUAUCUAUGACUGCUUCCUAAAUUGGUAGUGGUCUAGUUUUCAUGGUUAAAAUGGAUCACUGCCUCCAGGGAAGUUCUCUGAGGCCUCUUGUUAGCCCUAUUGCCUUUUUGUGGCAGAUCAGGAUAUGUGUGGGUAUAUAUCAAAGGCUAAAGUCCUUUCCUUUUUGGGUCCUGGUUCCAGAUGUGCUCCUGACUGGCUCCCUUUUUUCGCUUCAUCACUCACUAAUCUAUUCCAGGGAUUUUUGAAUGGAACGAUAUGAUUAAAUGGUGGAGUGUGUUCCACAAAGGUGUCCUCUUAAUGUUAAGCCAUGAAAGAGCAUUUCAAUCUUUCUCAUCUCCCAUACAUCUGAUGGGAUCUUUGCUAGAGUUCAGCAGCCAUUGUAGAGUCCUCCAAUAGACAGGUGCUGCAGGCAUGGUUUUCUUCUGAGGAAUGUUCCCAGAGUUUUUGCUUCUGUCCGAGUUAGCAUCAAAAUACUUUGAUGUUGUUCUUCUAUGGAUUAGAAUCACUACUUUUAAAUGCCACCAGUCAGCAAGGCAUAAAUUGUAAUUGUCCCUUUGCUUGAAUAGGGGAAUGGACAUGCAUUGGAUACCUGUCUGUGUAUUGUGAGAGGCAGAAUCCGUGCUCUGUAACCUAGCCCCAAAGGAAUGUAAUAAUUGCUGUGCUCAGAAUAAGUCAUACACAAAAAGAGAAUGUGAAUUUGCCUGGUGUCGCUUUGGCUUACAAAGCUUAGUCAAGCUUGUGUGCAAUCCUUAACUGUGAGAAAUAUGGAUGUAAAAAAUUAUGUAGUAUAUCAUGGCCCUUGGCCAAUUGGGAGCUUUAAAUCUGACAGCAGGAUGCAGAGGUGUAUAAUGCUCUGAUAAAUGCACACAAACACACAAAACCAUGACUUCAUUUAGUUGUCCACCCUGCCUUUGCCUUGUUUUCCAAAACUCUCCCCCGCCCCCCCCUGCACUCCCGGAAUAGGAAGACUAAAGAAGUUUUUAAGGGGAGAGAAUCCUGAGGGUUUCAGAAUUGCCAGAAAAAUAUCCAUUCCUCUCAUUAAGAUCCAAAUUGUGGAACUGGAAGAUGCACACAGUCUUUCUCCAGUUGCUUAAUGUAGCAUCUAUUUGGGAUAGAAAAAGGCUUUUCUGGGCCACUUAUACAUAUCAGCAUGGUAACAAAUUUGUAGCAAAACAGGAUUUGCAAACAUAGAAGCUAACUGGAGAAGCCUCUGCUGGCUCUCCCAUCUGUUGUUUUUACAAGGGCAUUCCAGCUCUUCAGCCAACAUUUUUGUCUUUACCCCAAUGCUUCUGUGGGGGGUGGGAGAGUCUUUCUGCCUAGCUUCAACCAGAAACCUUUCAUGCCUUUGUCUGAGAAGGUAGUGGCUUUAGCGCUUUGCUGUAGGGACCUGCACCUUUCCACUGCCUUAUGGCUCCUGCAGAUUGAGUCUGCGUUGAUAACCACUUCAGUUCAAAUAGCACAACCUCUCUUCUGCCCAACUUGUAACCUAUGUGAAGUAUAAUAAAUAGAGCUAUAUCUAC